UAGCCUUCGAUGAUUUCAGUCACCGAAUUGGAUUAAAACAUUCUUCCAACAAUCAACAUCGAGUCUAGCUCUAAUAGGUACAGAACCAACACCGCACUGGCACCGGGGUGGUGAUUGAAGCAUAAUGAUCUGCUGUUUGACUCUUGCGCCCGAGAAGAAGUGAAUGCCGUGGACCACGCUCGCUGGCGCAUACGUGGGGAAAAUCAUUCAACCGUCACGUCGUCAUGUCCCAUCAGUUUACCGUCGCGCCGCCGCGGCCGGAUGGAAAAGCGUUUUGCCACCGCGUCGUCGCCGUUCGGUUUACGCGCUGCUGAUGAUGUGUGCUUCUCUUAAUUUGUGCGACUUGCGUUACCUACUGGUGAAUGCGGGAAAAAAGGGAAAAAGUGCGAAGCGUAGCCAAUGGAUGUGAUUACUAGUUUGGAUCGAACUGGGCCGGAAAGUGCGCGGUCUGAAGCGACGAACUCAUAGACCAACAACGGUUCUUGAAAGUGCUGACGCUGCUGCUCAAGUGGUCAUCAUCCGUACCGGAUGGGAUAUACCUCCGUCUUUUUGUGAAUGCUAAUCUCAGCUAAUUGGAUGGAACUAACCAACACCGUUCUGCUGUACGUGGUGACGUAUGUGUUUAUGUAGCGGACCCAUGCAAGUACAUACCGAGAUUCUUGGAGCGAACAGCAUCUCAUCGGUAAUCUAGGAGGGCGAAGUAACACAGAGGCUAACAGGGAACCAAUCCCGCGUAAUGCGGCGGCUGCCCUAAAUAAUUUAGCUAAUGCCUUUCAACUCUACAUUUGCCGUAUGCUUUGCAGUUUUGUGCGCGGGCAGGACCACCAAAUACAAUUUCCUGAUGCCUUUCAGGUUUUGCUACUGCCCCCCAUGUGUGUCUCAUAAAGUAGACUGGCAGCGACACACGCGAUCCCGUAAGCUCAACCCCAUUGACCACCGUUUGUCUGUAGCGAAUUGAAAGUGAAAAUGUUUGUCGAACAAAGCGAAAAUGUUGUAACCUUACCGGCUUCGGCUGUGGCGGUGGCGAUGAAGUUUACAAUAACCAUUGCAAAUCAACUCUAAGUGCCCAGUCAAUAGCAGCAUGACGUGCACAGAUGACUGCACCUGCAGUCUCUGUCGGGAGCUACGCGGUUACAAACUCAAAGUGAAACCUUCCAGCAAGUGUGAGCGUUCUUCCGGUAGCGUAGAAAGCUCACCUGCUACGGGAAAGCCCCAACCACAAGGAUCCAAAUAUUGUAAGAACAGUAAACUUAGUCGGAAUGACAAUUUCAUUCUCAAAAGACGAAUGUCGUCGGAUUACAACAAGGAUGGCCGCCAUGGUGCUACCGCGGCACCAUUGGCGGGUGCAUCAACGACGGAUAUAAACUACGAGUUUCCGGAACAAGCAGCCAUCACAUCUCGGCAGCUCAACCGGAUGAAGAAGGCGCAAAGCUACAAUGAAAUCUCUUGCUUUGCGAAGAUCAACAAAAACCGUUACAGCGGAGGUGUGAUCGAUCCAAAGAUGAUCAAAAGCACCACUAACCUCACCGAGGAAGACUACUUCAGCUAUUUGCCACCAUCCCCGCCACCCUCAGUAUCCGCCUCCGCGCAAAACAUCAAGAACAAAAUAGAAAAGCAAAAAGACCACAAAGUGAUCAUCUACUUUGGCGAUAGUAUAGCCAAUAAGAAAUCUGAUAAACCAAAACCUCCCCCAUCCACUCCACCACCUCCAAAAACCACCGAACUAAACGUAUUUCACGCACAACGUCUCUGUGAGGAAACGGCCGAAAUGCACUUCAAGCGACAAAACUCAAUCAUCCUCAAACCAAAGCGUAAAGAUACCUCAGAACAAAACAAACCCGGCAAAGAAUUCAUGCAACAACUCAAAUCUGUACUGGAAGAGAAAAAUAAGACUGCUGGUCCUACGGGGGCACCGACUGUGGAUCCAAUGGGCCCAGGCUGUUCAGCAACGGUUGUUAUUACGCAAAAGAAAAGCUCUCCAGCGCAACCGGAAGCUAGCCACAAACUACCGACAAUAGUCGCCGAACAGCCACUGAAACCGAAGCAUACCCAAGUGGUGGAGAUACGGCGGGUUGAUAAGACGGUUGCAGCUCAAACGGAAACAGUCGACAAAGCGUUACCGUCGUUUGUGGAAAGCGUCGUCGACGGGGUCAUCAACAUCAAGAUCGAAGAAAGCUUCAAGGUCGCAACGGAUAUCGUGCAGGCCGUAUUUCAGCACGAAUCUAGCGAAGAAGGGUAUGGCUGCAAUGAUGACGAAGUCGGUGAUCCAUUCGACUGGAGUUUCGUGCAGGACUGGCGGGCACGGCCAUCUGGAACCGUCACCAACGGGCAUGUCAAUACGCCGUCCAACAAUAGCAACUCCACUUCAGGAGUCAAUAGCUCGAGUAGCAACCUCCACAAUGGGUCCAACGGGCUUUCACCGGGGAAUCAUUACAUUGCCUCAUCGAACCCCGUCGCAUCUGGACCACGAAUCCAGAGUCCUGCAGUGGCCACUCCAGCUCCUCGAGUCUCCAAAGAGCUUGCGCUUCGUCCUUCGAAUCAUGGCAACCAGGUAGAUCCUCGUAAUUACAAUUUAUCACCCGUUCAAAGCUUGCAGCAAAGUGGAGACACCACCGGUUCGAGUGCUGCCAGCCAUGGCAGCAAUCACAAUCUGUCCUACAACACCUCGGCCAUGAUCCCCGAGAGAGACGUAGGCCCUACCAAAUUUUCUAAUGGAAACAUUAAACAACAACAUCAUACCCCUCCGCAUGGACUUCAUCAACAAUCUAGCGGUCCCGUAUCGUCCCACCACACAGCAAUCCCGCAGCAGCAAGGUCCCCACAGAUCCGUAUCAGGUCCAACCAAACUAACCGUCCAAAGCUCUCCAGUCAAGUGCCAACCAGCCAUGAUCAGUUCUGGAUUGGAUAAGUCCAACAUCCAGCACAAUGCCAAUGGAUACAACGCCAAACGGCUCAACUCAAGCGGUCUUAGCAAUAGCAACGAUAAUCUCCUCAACUCUCCAACAUCCUCUGCAGAACCCCACAACACCAGUAGCAACAGCUCCAGCAACGCCAGCAGUAUGAGCCAUCUUAAACAACACUUCACCCAAAACCAUCAUGCCAUGCCAGCUUACCACCACCAACAAUCGCAGCCCAACUCUCUCGGAGGUCCGCCUCAGAAGUCUCUCGGCAUCACAAGAACCCACCACCAUACUGGAACGCACGACUUCCGCGGCCUUCAGCGGGUCAACGAAUGUCACAGCUCGUCGGAUGAAAAUCGUUCCUCGGGACACGCAUCCAUGUCCGACACAGGUCAUGGCAGCAGCUCUCCAGGAGGUAACCGUGCUAAUGGACCACUAGGCCCUUUACCGGAAGACCGCUUAGCAGCUGGAGUCACAAACCGAAGCGCUCGUUCCAGAGCAAGUACCAAUCAUUCGCGGUCCCGACAUCGAGCCACACCAGCGAAAAUUCCGUGGGGAGGUGGAGGGUUAGAGGACAUAAAACUAGCCAUUCAGCAACUGACCAUGCGCUCACAUACCAGCACUUCAACCUACAGCAGUUUAAGUGCCGGAUCGGAGAGUUCAGAACCCGAGCGAAGACUCGGAAGAUAUAGCUCUCUGGAAACUGUAAAUACCAAUGUAACUAGCGCAGAUGAGUUUGUCUGGGUAGAUUCGCACAACCGUUUGGUGGAGUUGCAACAUCCUCCCUGGAGCCAGCAUUGUGUUCUACGGGUCCUACGAUCCGGUCGUUGUAGAGAACAUUCCGAAAGAGUUUCCGUCGAAGCGGUUCCUCGGUUGGGCUACCUUUUGCAGCGAGCGUUGGUCCGAGUUGCCCGGGAAGUGCAACGCCUCUCCGGCAGUUUAGGUCUGUGCUCGAAGCAUGAAGUUUCGGGAGCAUUUAAAAUUGUGUUGUCACCUGCCUUGGCGGAUUCUUGUAUUAAAGCCUGCCUGCGUGCUGCAGCGAUGUUUGCUGUGCCAGGGGACAGUGCCCUGAAGCAGAGUAAAUCGGCCCGAGCAGGUCUUCAACUGCCGGUGGGAAGAUUCCAUCGCUGGAUGGCCGACGCUCGUUUGGGUCGUUUUGUGCACGAGUAUGCUGCAGUAUACCUUUGCGCGGGUUUGGAGAACUUACUGGAAGAGAUAUUUUUACAGUGUCUACCAACGGAUCCUACUGCUACGCUAACUGCAAGUGGUUUGGAGCAUGCCAUUGCCAAUUCAGGGGAUUUGUGGGGGCUUUUACAGCCUUAUGCCCAUUUGAACGCAGGGAGGGUUGCAUCCGGAGCCCUCACUAUGCCACGUUGGGCCAGUCAAUCGUCAAUUAACUCUAAUGCACAAAAUCCUGCGCUGGAACCUUGUUUAUUAACCACAUGCGUAGGAAGCCUGAAUGAACUGAAAGAUUUAGUUCAACGAGCUCAGCUAAGAAGUCAACACAUAACAAUGUCACAGUCUGCCUUACGAGUAUUAUUUUAUUUUAUGCGAUGCUCACAGCUAGAGCACAACGACAUUGGAGUUGCCACGAAUGGCGGAGGAACAAACAUCCAGGAGCUCUGUUACGAACGAGCUUAUGUCGUUUUACCUCCCCUUGUAGAGUGGCUACGCGUUUCCUCUGCUCAUGCGGAAUAUCGCCACGCUUUGCUUAUAGAUAAGGAUGACAUUAUGCAAGCAGCUCGUCUACUUCUACCUGGAGUAGAUUGCCCACCUAGGUUAACCAUUUCGGAAGAAGAGUUACCGUCACGGAGACUUACACUGUCCAGCCAAAGUAUAGCGUCGUCGAACCACUCCGGUCAAACGCAACCUCUUCACGGAUCAUUGUCGUCCAAUUCGUCUACCUCGACUACCAGCAGUAAUAUUGAGGAUUCGAGUGAAUGUGGGAGACGGGCGACGUACGCCCUGGCCUUCCGUUUGAUGCUGACCGGUCGUGCAGAACUCCUUAUCCAAGCACUUUCAUUAGUACCCCCAACGACUCGUUAUGAUACUUUGAACCAUCAAGGUCUAACGGCACUGAUGAUCGCGGCUGUUCGCAAUGAUGAUGCUGCCAUCCAAACAUUGCUGGAUGCCGGUGCUGAUCCGAAUAUCGAAGUCCCAGCUGUUGGUUAUCCCAACUGUGCGGCUAUUCAUCCGGAAACACAGCACUGGACGGCGAUAACUUUUGCUGCGUGUAAAGGAAACUAUCAAGCUCUUCGCACAUUGCUGGAGCGUGGUGCCCACGUGGAAGGUGGCGCUCGGCUAAGUGAGGACAAGUGUACUAUAACUCCGCUACAAGUUGCCAGCGGUGGAGGCGUUGUGGAAGUUGUGUCUAUGCUGUUGGCUCAUGGAGCCCAUGCUUUCCUUUCCACGCAGCUCAAGGAUUCACUAAGCUUUUCGGGCAGUGCCCAACGAGGUUGCUACAGUGCGAUUUCUGUUGCUGCUGCCCAUGGACAACGCGUGUCUUUGCGAAAGCUUCUGUCCCACCCGCUAGCUCCAGGGAGCCGUGAAGUUCUGUCACUGGAAGAGAUGCUUGCUGAAGGUGAUAGCACCAGCCGCACUCAGCUGGAUCGGCAGACAGAAGUUCCUCCGACCUUGAAUAAAACGCAAAUUAAAAGUCUUCAAGAGGCCAUGUAUCACAGUGCUGAAAAUAACCAUCUAGAUAUAACUAUUGAGCUGCGCGCGCUUGGAGUUCCUUGGACACUUCAUUGUUGGAUGCACGCUCUGGCAGCUGCCCACGAACUACGACUGGACGCUGUCAUCGAUCAACUUCUGCAGGACUUCUUACAAGUCUGUCCCGACGACUAUAGUCAGCAGUUUGUGACGGAAUGUCUGCCGCUAUUGUUCAACAUAUUCCGUUAUAGUAAAAAGGAAGGUACAACCUUACUGUUGGCAGAUAUCUUCAGCACCUGCUUUGGCUGGGAACCAAUCAAGCCUAUCAAGGAGCCCGUGUUGCUGCCAUCAAAUGGAUCUAGAAUCGAUCCUAAAUUCGUGAACAACCCAGAGCUCAGCGAUGUGACGUUCAGAGUCGAGAAUCGCAUCUUUUACGGGCACAAGAUCGUUCUGGUAACCGCAUCACCACGUUUACAAAGCAUGUUGAGCUCCAAGCUGAAUGAAGGUACCGGAACGCCAACUGUUCAGAUCAACGAUAUCCGCUACCAUAUAUUCGAGUUGGUAAUGCAAUUCUUGUAUAGUGGAGGAUGUAACAGCCUGGACGUUGCUACUGGAGAUGUUUUGGAGCUAAUGGCAGCGGCCAGCUUCUUCCAACUGGAAGGUCUACUUCGCUAUACUGAAGCUCGCUGUGCCGAAAUGAUCGACAUCGAUAACGUCGUAGCCAUGUAUAUUCACGCAAAGGUUUAUAAUGCCCAGAAAUUGAUGGAGUACUGCCAGGGCUUCCUGCUUCAAAACAUGGUCGCUUUGCUAACGUACGACGACUCCGUUAAGCGAUUAUUGUUCGCCAAAAAGAUACCCAACCACGACGUCCUAAAUGGACUGCUUACCACGCUACAGAUUCGGAUCAAAGCCCGCCGAAGUGGAGUCAAUGCUGCUCCACCCCUUGCAGUAAAUGCAAUGCGACCUGCAUCUAACAAUAAAUCUAAAUAAGUUUAUUAGUUAGAGUGUUGUAUCUGUUUUUGAAUAUUAACUAACAUUAUCAAAGUUAUGUGUAUUAUGAAAAGGUUUUUAAUAACAUGUGUAUGUACAACUUGUAACAGUCGGAUAGCCAUUUAGAAAAAUGUAGAGCGAUAUUUAUAUAAAAAUUAACAAACAAAACUUGUACAUUCUUGUUAUCGUGGACUACAUAAGUUUAAUAACAUCAGUUAUGAAAAGCAACUGUUGUUUGAAACUUUAAUGCUAGGAAUAUUUUUACACAAUACUGACAUACAACCAGAAACAAUUCUUUGUGUUUAGAGCAUAUCUUAAUGAAAUAAAAAAAAACUAUUAUUCACACA
This is a messenger RNA of Armigeres subalbatus, 6888 nucleotides long. RefSeq lists its product as uncharacterized. Gene Ontology annotation, molecular function: protein heterodimerization activity; structural constituent of chromatin; DNA binding. The record is from RefSeq and is a predicted model, not a curated record. Bases 1082 to 6541 code for a protein of 1819 amino acids. Lineage: Eukaryota; Metazoa; Arthropoda; Insecta; Diptera; Culicidae. Gene Ontology annotation, cellular component: nucleosome. The transcript is spliced from 10 exons.